AUGAGCGGUAGAGAAAGCUAUAUAAAGCAAGCUAGAAACGCUUUGGCUGAGAAUGAUCCAAAAAAGGCUUUAAAGAUUCUCAAACCUUUGAAAAAAAUUCUCAACUCGUCUAGCGCCCCUGAUGUCCACCUGCUUCAGAUUUUUGCAGACGUUUAUCUCGAGAAUGGGCAAUUACAAAAUGCGUAUCCUUUGUUGGAAAAGGCAUGUGAACUUGAUCUCGAUGGUAAGAAGGGAGGAUCUGACAAAUUCUUCACGCUGGGACAAGUAAUCGGUGGACAGGAUGGUUUGAACAUGCUUAUACAAGGUAUUCAGAAUAUCUCUGCAAUAUCCGGCGAUAAUUUGGAUCAGGAAGAGGCUGAGAAAAGUGUUGAAGGCCUUUUGGCCAUGAUCGAAAUUUGGAUGACGGAUUUAUGCAUGGACCCAAAUGCGGAGGAACAAUGCGAAGAGCUUAUCCAAAAAGCGAUGGAAAUCAGUGAUCAAAAAGCUGCAGAGGUCUGGUCUACGUUGGGAUCUAUUCGUAUUUCCCAGCAACGAUAUCAGGAAGCAUCAGAAGCGUUUGCUCAAUCAUGGAACUUUUUUGAGCUGAAAAAGCAGGAAAUAAAGAAUGACUUAAGUUUCGAUGAGUCUAUAUCACAUGAAAAAUAUAUUCAAUUACUUCAGCCUUUGCUUUCACUAAUGAAAAUGUGCAUUGAGUUGGGGCUGUACGAUGUUUCACUGAAAAUUGCGAACGAAAUAAGGGACAUCGAUGAAGACAACCUUGAAGCUCACUAUUUAGAGGGUUUUACUCAUUAUAUGGUAUGUAAACUGGAAAUGUUCAAAAAACAAAAUUUAGAAGCUGAUAUCAACGUUAAUAACGUUUUUGAGUUCAAUCAACAUUUCCAGGAGCUGCCGCUAAAUAUUAAUGAUGAGGAUAUAGCAGACAGCGUAUAUGAAGCCAGAAUUUCUCUAAGUAUGGCCUCGAAACUGGGAGAAACCUGUGAGCUUGCAGAUGAAAUAGUUCAAGAGCUCAUUGCAGGCACAAACGAACUACUGAAGGAGUUAGGAGGGCCAUUACCAAUCCAAGAAUUGAUGCAAAUUAAAAGAGAUGAAAUCGAUGCCAACCAAGAUGAACUAGAUCUGGAAUCUGAGCUGGUAGCGGAUUAA
Messenger RNA from Zygotorulaspora mrakii, 1143 nucleotides. RefSeq names its product Acl4p (gene ACL4). Lineage: Eukaryota; Fungi; Ascomycota; Saccharomycetes; Saccharomycetales; Saccharomycetaceae. Gene Ontology annotation, molecular function: protein binding. Bases 1 to 1143 code for a protein of 380 amino acids. Gene Ontology annotation, cellular component: mitochondrial outer membrane. The record is from RefSeq and is a predicted model, not a curated record. The transcript has a single exon.